GGGUCAUCAGGUACCGGAUUGUCUGGAUCGACAGCCGGCACCGGGUCAUCUGUCGUUGGAUCGUCUGGCUCGACAGCGGGCAUCGGGUCACCAGGCAUGACAGCGGGCACUGGGUCACCAGGCAUCAGGUCAUUUGGCUCGCCAGCGGGCACCGCGUCAUCUGGCAAGGCAGUGGGCACUGAGUCACCAGGCACGACAGUGGGCUCCAAGUCAACUGGCAUUGGAUCGUCUGGCCCGACAGCGGGCAUCGGGUCACCAGGCAUGACAGCGGGCACUGGGUCAUCAGGUACCGGAUCGUCUGGAUCGACAGCGGGC
Messenger RNA from Staurois parvus, 315 nucleotides. The record is from the annotation of a GenBank genome assembly. NCBI's taxonomy places the organism in Eukaryota, Metazoa, Chordata, Amphibia, Anura, Ranidae.